Molecule: messenger RNA, 955 nt
Organism: Condylostylus longicornis
Lineage: Eukaryota; Metazoa; Arthropoda; Insecta; Diptera; Dolichopodidae
Gene: eIF4E4
Product: eukaryotic translation initiation factor 4E1
Exons: 2
Coding region: 209-880 (223 amino acids)
Biological process (GO): translational initiation
Cellular component (GO): eukaryotic translation initiation factor 4F complex; cytoplasm
Molecular function (GO): translation initiation factor activity; RNA 7-methylguanosine cap binding
Source: RefSeq, a predicted model, not a curated record
UUUUUGAAUUUCAAAAGAAUUUUUUUUUAAAUUUGGAAGGAGAAAAUUCUGAUUUUUGGUUUUUGCCGUUGAAUUUUUAAGUAAUUUUCAAGUGCUAAUAUUAAUUUUUUAACUAAAUAUUGUAAUAGCCGUAAAUUUGAAGAUUUUCAAUAUUUCUCAUUAUAAAAACGAAGGUCACCUUUUUUGAAUUGAUCAAAAAUUGUUAAAAAUGGCGCUAUCUGUAGUAGAAUCGAACAAUAUGGGAAAUAAAGAUUUACAAUUAAUUGAGGAAAAUAUUCCUCUUCACAAUGAUUGUGCAACAAAUUUACAGUCAACUGGUGAUAGUUCAACUCUCAAACAUCCACUUGAAAAUACAUGGACAUUAUGGUAUUUAGAAAAUGAUCGUACAAAAUCAUGGGAGGAACUCCAAAAUGAAAUUACAAGUUUUGAUACAGUCGAAGAUUUUUGGAGUUUAUGUAAUCAUAUUAAGUCUGCAUCGGAAAUCAAAAUUGGUAGUGAUUAUUCGUUAUUUAAAAAAGGUAUACGUCCAAUGUGGGAAGAUAAUGCUAAUAAAAAAGGUGGACGUUGGGUAAUUACAUUAGAGAGAAAACAACAUAAAAUUUUGGACAAUAUUUGGUUAGAUGUAUUACUUAGUUUAAUUGGUGAGGCUUUUGAUAAUUCAACUGAAAUUUGUGGUGCUGUUCUUAAUGUUCGAUCAAAAUUCGACAAAAUAUCAGUAUGGACUGCUAAUGGUAAAAAUGAAGAAGGAAUAAUGGAAAUUGGUAGAAAAUUAAAAGAAAAUCUUCAUCUUGAUUCUUAUGGUAUUAUAAUACAAUAUGAAUUGCAUAAGGAUACAAUGGUCAAAUCAGGAGCUGGUAUCAAAUCUAUUUAUUCAAUUUAAAUAAUCUUGUUAUUUUUGUUAAAAAUUUUUGCUCAUUUGUGAUUGAAUUGUACCUAUGUACCUACUUACCCAGGG